CGUGCGCUCCCGCCCGCCCCAUUCCGGCACAGCGCUGGGGUUCCCCGCUCCCUCCGUCCCUACAUCCCCCCUCCCUCACACCCUCCCUCCCUCCCCGCAACGCCGACGCUUCCCUACCCAAAGAGGGGAAAAGCAGAGCGACCCAGUAGCCCCACCACCGUUCAUAAAUACUAAUUUUCAAAGCGAAAGGGGAAUAAAACAUACGGAAAACAGAACUGCUCUCAGCGCUGUUCCCUUUUGCCUGAUGCUCCUCGCAUAGUUGGGUUUUCUCUUCUUUUCUUUUCCUUCCCCCCCCCCCCCCCCCUCCUUUCCAUUUCUUUUCUUCUUAUUAUUUGGUUGCUUUUUUUUUUUUUUUCCCCUCCAUCACCAAAAGCAAGUCGGGGGGAACGGCUGUGUCUGAUGCCUUAUCUCUUUUGUGCUGACUGCUGGAGAUGAGCCUAGGCUUGACCUGACCAUGAUUCCAAGGACUGGCACUUCUCUUUUACCCCUACUUUGUAGAGAUCCAGACCUUCUCUUCCUGAUUGUCAAGAAAAUUAAAUUAUUGCUGAAUUUGGAAAUCUAGGCAGCAGCAGCUUACUUUUUCCCUGCAUCUCUCUGGAAUCGUUUCUGGGAUAUUUCCAAAUCAUCACAGAAAGCAGGAGGAAUGAACCGGCAGCUAGUGAAAAUUUUGACAACCUUGUUUGCAUUUUUCUUAGAGACAAACCACUUCAGGACGACUUUCUGUAAAGAACAUGAUUCAAGAUCUGGAAAAUCCCCCUCACAGACCCUGUCUCCUUCAGAUUUUUUGGACAAAUUGAUGGGAAGGACAUCGGGGUAUGAUGCUAGAAUCAGACCAAAUUUUAAAGGUCCUCCUGUAAAUGUUACCUGCAACAUAUUUAUCAACAGCUUUGGUUCAAUAGCAGAAACUACAAUGGACUACAGAGUGAACAUUUUUUUGAGACAGCAGUGGAAUGACUCACGUCUGGCUUACAGCGAAUAUCCUGAUGAUUCCCUGGAUUUGGAUCCCUCUAUGUUGGAUUCUAUUUGGAAGCCAGAUUUAUUCUUUGCCAAUGAGAAAGGAGCAAAUUUCCAUGAUGUCACAACAGACAACAAGUUGCUGAGAAUUUCUAAAACUGGAAAGGUGUUGUACAGUAUCAGGCUUACUUUAACCUUGUCCUGUCCCAUGGACUUGAAGAAUUUUCCUAUGGAUGUGCAGACAUGUACAAUGCAGCUAGAGAGCUUUGGCUACACCAUGAAUGAUCUGAUAUUUGAGUGGCUAAGUGAUGGACCUGUGCAAGUUGCAGAGGGUUUAACCUUGCCACAGUUUAUUUUGAAAGAAGAUAAAGAACUUGGUUAUUGCACAAAACAUUACAACACUGGAAAGUUUACAUGCAUUGAAGUCAAGUUUCAUUUGGAGCGUCAGAUGGGAUACUAUUUAAUCCAGAUGUACAUUCCUAGCCUGCUGAUUGUCAUUUUAUCCUGGGUUUCUUUCUGGAUCAAUAUGGAUGCUGCUCCAGCCAGAGUUGCACUGGGUAUCACUACAGUUUUGACAAUGACCACGCAAAGCUCAGGAUCGAGAGCUUCCCUCCCAAAAGUCUCCUAUGUAAAAGCUAUUGACAUUUGGAUGGCAGUGUGUCUUCUGUUUGUCUUUGCUGCUUUGCUGGAAUAUGCAGCAGUCAACUUUGUAUCACGGCAGCACAAAGAAUUUCUGAGGCUUCGAAGAAGACAAAGAAGACAAAACAAGGCACAGACUAUGACUGUUGGGAAUGAGAGCGUUGAGUCCAUGCGGCGCAUGAAUGGCUUGCGGAGCAAAGAGUCAUCAGCUUACGGGACAGUGAAUCAGAUCGGCAAUUCAAGUUUGAGGGAAGAUGAAGUUGCUCGUGACAGCCGAUUCAAUUUCAGUGGCUACGGCAUGGGCCACUGCCUCCAAGUCAAAGAUGGCACAGCAGUCAAGGCUACGCCACCCAACCCACCCCCAGUACCACCAAAGGAUUCAGAGUCCAUCAAAAAGAAGUUUGUUGACCGUGCAAAAAGGAUUGAUACAAUAUCCCGUGCUGCGUUCCCACUCGCCUUCCUCAUUUUCAACAUCUUUUACUGGAUUACAUACAAAAUUAUACGGCAUGAGGACAUUCACAAGAAAUAGGCAACUCUGGUUCUCCAGGACUUCUUAGCCAAAGUGAUCCACAUGUAAAUAAACAGUGAAAUGUCUUUCUGUUGUCAUAUGGACUAAGGAUUUCUUCCCCACUCCCCCAGAACACUGGAGAAAAAAUUAGCAAAGAGGAAAAGAAGUGUAGAAGGAAAAGUGAUUCCAUGACAAAAUAUGCUGUGAGACCAGUCAAGAGGCUCUCCCUAUGUACUCCUAGUGUAUUCUUCCAGAUUCAGCAUUGAUCAGACACCUGUAAUUGGGGCCAAAUUUUGCCCAGCUUUAUCACCAAGAUAUUACCUUUCAGAACAAUAGAGAAUCAGAAAACAAACAAUUCUCCUAAAGCAUCUAUCAAGAGACUGUGGUGGCUACAGUACAGUGAGUUAUAAGAGGACCAAAACUUUUCAGGAUAAUGUUGCCUUUCUAUUUGAAACAAGUCUACUGAGCUACAUUCCAUGACCAUGUCUGUAGGUAGUGGUUUCACCAAGGAGUCCUUUUGUGGGUUGUAAAUUAUUUCUACUGAUAGGGGAGAGGGAAAAAAGAAAAGAAAAAAAAAAAAAGAUUUAUACUUUACUAUCCUUGUGGGUGUGCAUUUUAAUAUUAUCUUGCUUUACUAGAAUUGUAAUUUUGGGGUUGAACUUGUGCGUCGUGUGAUUUAUUUGAUAGUUGACACUCCAAAACCAGUGAAACUGCCUGGUUUAUUUCUGUUGGGAGACAGUGCACUUACUUCAUUUUAUUUCUGCUGAUUUUACAUGCAACUUGAGGUGCCAAACUGUAUUUUACCUAUUGUGCUGCCCUGUACCACACUACUUAGUAAGAACUUGUUUCCUCAAAGGUGUAGCUCAGUUUAGCAUUGAGUUUCUAUUACCGCUCUCAUUGUAGCUGCAGUCAAUAGCUCUAUAGGUAAACACAACUUGUUUACAGACCUCUAAUUUAUAUCUUUACUCAAAGUGGCUAUCAUUUUAAAUAUCAUUAAUUAACCUAAGAAUUUUAAAACUGUACUGUGAUUUUCAGAACCUGUUACCUUUUGGUGCCAGAUCUGCGUUAUUCAAAUCCUUGCUACAUGUUUUAAAGUAGAAAAUUUUAAAAAAUUUAAAAAAAAAGAAGAAAAAAAGAUGGUAUUUUUGCUUACAUGGAAGAAGACAACCUGUAACAUAAGAUGAGUAAAACAUUAAAAUUUUACACUUGCUGUAAAAGAGUUUAUUUAAAAAAGGUAUUUGUUCAAUUUCAAUAAAGCUAAAUGUGGUACUAACA
This is a messenger RNA of Corvus hawaiiensis (hawaiian crow), 3376 nucleotides long. It is a transcript of the gene GLRA2, whose product is annotated as glycine receptor alpha 2. The coding region runs from base 644 to 2122 and encodes 492 amino acids. Gene Ontology annotation, cellular component: plasma membrane; postsynaptic membrane; synapse. The record is from RefSeq and is a predicted model, not a curated record. Lineage: Eukaryota; Metazoa; Chordata; Aves; Passeriformes; Corvidae. Gene Ontology annotation, biological process: chloride transmembrane transport; chemical synaptic transmission; regulation of membrane potential. The transcript is spliced from 10 exons. Gene Ontology annotation, molecular function: transmitter-gated monoatomic ion channel activity; glycine binding; extracellularly glycine-gated chloride channel activity.